GCGAAGACUGGAUCGGACCCUUCAUGACUGCCAGUGGAGGGACACCAUUUGAAGGAAUAGUGGCAAAUCGAUCUACACCAACUACACCAGAAGGAGCAGUCCACCUGCAUUAGCCGCAUGAAAACUUAUCCAUUCAGGCGCACCACUUUUUGGUGGAUUCGCAUGCUUCCACUUCCGAUUCCGACCAGCCAACGUCCAGCGAAUACUUGAGGCUCUGCGGCAGCUAACCGUGGUGGCGUUUGCGCACGCACCCUUUUUGCAGAGUAUUAUGUCAUAGGAGCCACUCGUCCGCCUCGUCUAAGUUGCAAACGCGCCUACAUCCAUGCGAAAUCAGUUGCUCACACCAUCUCAUUGGUUCAACGUAUGCUACGAUCGGAUAACGUACACACUGUUGAGGGCUCGCCGAGCCCCUGCUCCAUCAAUGUUUUACCUGCCUCCAGGUUAUGCCACUGUUCACAGUCUGGUUAUCCAUCUAGUCAAGCACAACGAGCCGGCACAUGAUUGAAACGAGCCGCUAAGUGCCGAGAACGCAAAACAACAAGAAAAAACAGAAGCUGUCCAUGUGCAAUGGUUGCUGUGGGCCCAUCACCUGGCCAUCACCGUCCGUGCUUUCUGGAAUCCAACACUUGUCCCAUGUUGAGCGAUUAAAGAAUUUCACUACCGGCAGGCUUCCGGCUGAUGCUCCCUUGUGAGAGGCUGCCCCAUGGACUGCUCCAGCUUGACGAUGCAAUGUCAUCAUCUGCCCCGUCUUCUCCGGGCUCGUGCGAGUAUGUCUCCUGUCGCCUCCAUGCCUAGGGCGUUCUGGAAAAAUUCGUUCGUCUGGGUAUGCGGAUGAACCUGAUACUGGGGCUCCACUGUCAAUAGACCCUACA
This is a messenger RNA of Exserohilum turcica Et28A, 872 nucleotides long. RefSeq lists its product as uncharacterized. The transcript has a single exon. Lineage: Eukaryota; Fungi; Ascomycota; Dothideomycetes; Pleosporales; Pleosporaceae. The record is from RefSeq and is a predicted model, not a curated record. The annotation marks the transcript as partial.